This is a messenger RNA of Mycena citricolor, 1910 nucleotides long. The record is from the annotation of a GenBank genome assembly. Lineage: Eukaryota; Fungi; Basidiomycota; Agaricomycetes; Agaricales; Mycenaceae.
AGCGCCCUUUGCUUCCGCUUGUAUUCACACUUUGGUUUCAAACGCUCUCGUUUGGCCUGUGAAUUGUCUACCGCAAGUUUAUUCCCUUCCACAUCCACCAUUUCCACUCUCUCUUUCUCCAUCCCCAUCAUCUCCAUGGCUAGCACCAACAUCCGCAUGCCCACGCGCACCCGCCCAGUUCCACGCACCAAAGCAGACGAGAACGCAACGAGCAGACACGCCCGCCAGUCGUCUGGCAUAGCUCCCUCUGGCGCGUCUCGCUUCACAGCCAAGGACAUUAUGGCAAGGCUGCCUGCCGCCCAUUCACGCACCGUCCUCAGCGAGGUCACUACGACAGCUGUGAACAGAAAGGACGCGCUUGGUAAAUCAGUUGCUGGGACCGACAAGGACAAACUAGAGACGGGCAUGAAACGUCUCCGUUCGAAUUCUGCCGCUAUUGCUGUUGCUCAACGCGUUCCUCUGGGUCCCGGACGGACCCAACCUCCAGUCAACCAUGCCACCAACACUCGCCCUCCCAGUCGCGUGCCGCGCCAACCCCUGCCUGAAAGAAAGUCCACGCGCGCGCAGGUCCCGCCCGUCGCAAUCGACGAUGAUGAUCAUGUGGACCAGCUGGAGAACGCGGAGGCCGACGCGAUGCAAAUGGAGGUCGAGUAUGAGCCGAUCGCGGCGCAGAACGCGGCCGCGGCCGAUGACGAAAACGAAGAACACGCCGAGGAUAUGGCUGUCGUCGAGGAAGAGGACGUCCAGGACGAGCUCGAAGAUGAUGAUGAUGAUGAUCUUGAUGAAGCCAUUGCACUUGCUCCUGUCGAACCUCGACAAUGGCCGGACAUUACGCCUGAACGCGCUCUUCAAUACAGGAAGGAGGUCCAGGCUGUCCGCGAUACCUUCCAAGAUGACGUUGACAUCUAUGACACGACCAUGGUGUCGGAAUACGCUGAAGAUAUUUUCGAAUAUAUGAGCGAUCUCGAGGAAAAGAUGAUGCCUGCUUCCAAUUACAUGGACCACCAGAACGAAAUUACCUGGGCGAUGCGCCAAACUCUUGUUGACUGGCUGCUACAAGUUCACCUGCGAUAUCACAUGCUCCCCGAAACGUUGUGGAUAGCGGUCAACAUUGUUGACCGCUUCUUGACACAACGAACGGUUUCCCUGAUCAAGCUGCAGCUCGUCGGUGUGACAGCUAUGUUCAUCGCGGCUAAGUACGAGGAGAUCCUUGCCCCGUCUGUGGAGGAGUUCGUGUUCAUGACGGAGAAUGGAUACAGCAAGGAGGAGAUUCUCAAGGGCGAACGGAUAAUGCUGCAGACCCUCGAAUUCCGCGUUUCGCACUACUGCUCGCCGUACAGCUGGAUGCGCAAGAUCAGCAAGGCAGACGACUAUGACAGACAAACGCGAACCCUGAGCAAGUUCUUGACGGAAGUCACGUUGUUGGAUCAUCGGUUCCUAUGCGCGAAGCCAAGCUUGAUCGCUGCGGUCGGGAUGUACUCUGCACGUCGGAUGCUUGAUGGCGACUGGAAUGAAGCAUUCGUUUUCUAUUCGGGCUACACAGAAGAAGAGCUGAUUCCAGGGCACGAUAUGCUCGUGGACAAGCUGGCAGAACGCAACUUUUCGCGGCAAUAUGUUUGCCGAAAGUACGCACACAAGAAGUUCCUCAAGGCGGCAUCGUUCGCCAUUGAAUGGGCAAAGGCACAACCUAACGGUGGCUCUGUGGAGAGAAUGAUGCUCGAGGAAUGAGUGUGAUCUCCCGGUUCCAUUUAUCUGUUUAUUGUACAUUAUUUUUUUGCACAUUAUCGAUCAUUCCUCCUGCUGCAUGACCGUCACGCUUCUCUGCCCUGUCUCUCUUUCGCUAUUCCUUCAUGCUCUCAUUGCUAUCUAUCAUGCCACUCAUUUCCUCUAUGAUCACUCAUGCAUUUUCA